AUGUGGCUUCUCGGGACGCACCUGGCCUUCACCGUCAACCGGCUACCUUCAACCUCAGUCGACGCAACCGCAGCACCCCGCCCCCUGAGGCUACCAGAGAGCGUCGGGCACCGGUUGAUGAGGCUGCACAGAGUGAUGGCGGUACGGUGUUUUCUUCGCCGGAUACGGAAGCACGCAUAG
This is a messenger RNA of Colletotrichum truncatum, 180 nucleotides long. RefSeq lists its product as uncharacterized. NCBI's taxonomy places the organism in Eukaryota, Fungi, Ascomycota, Sordariomycetes, Glomerellales, Glomerellaceae. The record is from RefSeq and is a predicted model, not a curated record.